AUGUACAGGAAUUGUGUUCAUGCUGAACAUACUCGGGCCGUUCAUGAUCGCCAUGAGGGUCCUUUCGAGAAAUUUAUCGCUGAUAAUAUGCAUCUACACUACAUAUUCUUACUGUAUUUUGCUCUUGGAUUGCUUUUCGCUUGGCUUUUCACGGAGUUGAUCAUGAUGAAAGAGUGAGUUUUGAGACAAUUUUUCUUCAUAGGCCAUGAAUAAAUUGUCAAAAAUUUUAAGUCAUGUUUUUCAGGGGCAUCCAUAAUACUGGGUUUCUCGACUCUAGGGAUGAACGAAACAUGACAACUUUUUUCACAAACUUUUGCUAUAUCACUUAUAAAAUAUUCGUUACAAUUAGUAGCCAAACUCCUCAAUUUAUCGCCCAUUUUUCAGCCAUUUUGCCUUCCUCACAUUCAUCGCCCUUCUUCUUGGCUAUAUAGUCAUUGUAAUUUUGCUGAAUGUUUGGUGUUUUACUGAGCGAACACAGUAUGGAUCAGGCCCAGAAGGAGGCCAACAAAGCCCACAUCCAACGUCAAGAAGUACCAAUAAUCAAGUUGUUCCGAUCAAGCAUAAAACUGCGACAACGGCGACCUAUGGAAGAUAA
Molecule: messenger RNA, 595 nt
Organism: Bursaphelenchus xylophilus (pine wood nematode)
Lineage: Eukaryota; Metazoa; Nematoda; Chromadorea; Rhabditida; Aphelenchoididae
Source: the annotation of a GenBank genome assembly